CUCAACGACAAUCAAUACCUUCUUCGCAUUCUCGCAGAGCCAUUGCAUCGGCCGCCUAGUCACACUAGCGUCCGUUCUAGCGAAUUGUCUCGAGAUGAGCCCGGCAGUCGCUACAUAAACAUCGAAGGAUAUUGGAUUAUUGAAGGGGAAAUUGGAGGCCAUGAGGAAAGAUCUGAGGUUGAUCAAUCAUGUGACUCUAAAUAUAUCCUUACUCCAAGCGUGCGGGACAACUUGAGGGAUCUGGCGCGAGUAGUAGCCGCUAGGUAA
This is a messenger RNA of Protopolystoma xenopodis, 267 nucleotides long. The record is from the annotation of a GenBank genome assembly. NCBI's taxonomy places the organism in Eukaryota, Metazoa, Platyhelminthes, Monogenea, Polystomatidea, Polystomatidae.